AUGGCUCCUAAAAACAAGGGCAGGGGCAAAGCAAAAGAUACCUCUGAAGGCGGCGAUGCCGGCGGAAAAACCAAAGGCCUGAAGGCCGCCAACUCCAUCAACGUCCGGCACAUUCUCUGCGAGAAGCAUUCCAAAAAGGAAGAAGCCUUGGGCAAGUUGAGAGACGGCGCGAAAUUCGACGAGGUUGCCCGGGAAUACUCGGAAGACAAGGCCAGGCAAGGCGGAUCGUUAGGCUGGAAGGUCAGGGGUAGCUUGAACGGAGAAUUCGAAAAGGUCGCGUACGAGCUCGAGCCCAGCACGACAGCUAACCCAAAAUAUGCAGAAGUGAAGACGGGCUUUGGCUACCAUAUAAUCAUGGUGGAGGGAAGGAAAUGA
This is a messenger RNA of Uncinocarpus reesii 1704, 375 nucleotides long. RefSeq names its product peptidyl-prolyl cis-trans isomerase NIMA-interacting 4. The coding region runs from base 1 to 375 and encodes 124 amino acids. Gene Ontology annotation, biological process: rRNA processing. Lineage: Eukaryota; Fungi; Ascomycota; Eurotiomycetes; Onygenales; Onygenaceae. The transcript has 3 exons. The record is from RefSeq and is a predicted model, not a curated record. Gene Ontology annotation, molecular function: peptidyl-prolyl cis-trans isomerase activity; DNA binding.